Molecule: messenger RNA, 2169 nt
Organism: Sclerotinia borealis F-4128
Lineage: Eukaryota; Fungi; Ascomycota; Leotiomycetes; Helotiales; Sclerotiniaceae
Source: the annotation of a GenBank genome assembly
AUGUUCUCUGCCGUUAGAAGAGGACCAGCCUUGAUAUCCAGAUCCCUUCGCGCAGUCCCAUCAACCAUCCGAAUUCCUUCAACCAGACCUUCAACUCUCUGUUUGAAUUUACACAAAACCUCAAGACCCUCUGUUGAGUCAAGAUGGUUACAUGUUUCUGCAGCUUUACAAUUACCAAGUGUUGCCACCAAAGAAAAUGCUGUUGAGCAAGAACCUCAAGUCAUUACUCGAUUCGAUGACCUCACCAAGUAUGGCUUGGUUCACCCAAAUGUUAUCAACGAAAUUACCAAUGGCAUGAAACUCGAAACCAUGACUGAAGUACAAACCUUGACAAUCAAUCAAGCUCUGAAAGGAGCCGAUAUCAUUGCACAAGCACGAACUGGUACCGGAAAGACAAUUGGUUUCUUACUUCCUACUAUUCAAAACAUUCUUGAGAAGAGUCCUGAGCUUGCAUCUCGCCAACGUUCUUCCAGAGCCAAAUCUUCCGACAUUCGCGCACUUAUUAUUUCACCCACUCGUGAAUUGGCAGAACAAAUUGCUGUUGAAGCUGUGAAAAUUACAAGAAACACAGAUUUGAUCGUACAGGUCGCAGUCGGAGGAUCAAACAAGAGAGACAUGCUUAGAAAGGUUCAACGUGAGGGUUGUCACAUCCUCGUGGGAACCCCUGGAAGACUUCAAGAUCUUCUAGAGGAUCAAUACAGCCAAGUAUCUGCUCCUGGAUUGACAACUUUGGUCCUUGAUGAAGCGGACCGACUUCUAGAUGAUGGUUUCUCUAAGGAUAUCGAGAAUAUUCAAGGUUCGUUGCCAAACCGUAGAGAAGUUGACCGUCAAACACUAUUGUUUUCCGCCACUGUUCCAAGAGAGGUCAUGAGUCUUGUUAGACGAAUGUUGAAGCCUGAUCACCAGUUUGUACAAGGUGUCAAGGCAGGAGAUGUUGCCACACACGAAAAGAUCCCUCAGAUGAUUGUCGCCACACCUGGAAUGGAGAACUUCAUGCCAGCUCUAGUCGAGCUUUGCAAGAAGGGAAUAGAAAAGGCCAACACUGCGGGUUCUUCCCCAUUCAAGGCUAUUGUCUACUUGAACUCAACUUCGAACGUCCAGUUGGCUGGAGAAAUUUUCAAGGGCUUGGAUUCAAUUCAAUCCCUCGAAAUAUCUACUAUUCACGGCAAGCUCACGCAAGAAAGAAGAACCAGAGUUACAGACAGAUUCCGUUUUGCCCGUUCCGCGGUCAUGUUCUCGAGUGAUGUCACUGCACGAGGAAUGGACUUUCCAAAUGUUACCCACGUCGUCCAAAUUGGCCUUCCUCAGCAGAAAGAUCAAUACAUCCAUCGUGUAGGACGAACUGGAAGAGGAGGCAAAGAAGGAGAAGGAUGGAUCCUCUUGACUCAACCCGAGCUUCCAGCUGCUCGCCGCUUACUAUCGGGCCUCCCAAUCAAACCUGACAACACCCUCCAAACGGCUCUUGUCGAUAUGAAACAAGAUGCUCAACUGCCAGCCCAUGUCGCGGAAAUUCUCAACGAAGUCGGUUUAGCUACAAAGAGAGUCGAUCGUGAAGUCAAGGUUGAGGCUUACAUGGGAGGAAUUGGCCAAGCAGGUAAAGGCUCAGACUCAAAAACAUUAAUGACAAACUUGAACAAUUGGUCCAAGUAUGGUUGGGGUUGGGAGAAACCUCCUCUUAUUGGUCCUGGCAUGGCACAAAAAUUGGGAGUAUCUAAGCUUCCAGGCAUGAAUAUUGGACACGCUAAUCGCGAGGAAGGAGCUGGUGAAAGUAGUGGUGGAGGUGGCGGAGGUGGCGGAAGAGGAUUUGGUAGUGGUGGUGGUGAUAGAGGAUUUGGUAGUGUUGGUAGUGGUGGUGAUAGAGGUUUCGGUGGUGGUGAUAGAAGUGGCGGAGGUGGUGGCGGUCGAGGAUUUGGCGGUGGACGAGGUGGUGGUGAUAGAGGUGGUGGAAGAGGAUUCGGUGGUGGUGAUAGAGGCGGUGGAAGAGGAUUUGGUAGUAGAAAUGAUGGAGGUGGUGCAAGUCGAGGAUUUGGUGGUGGUGAUAGAGGUGGUGGAAGAGGAUUCGGUGGUGGUGACAGAGGUGGUGGAAGAGGAUUUGGUGGUGGUGAUAGAGGAGGUUCAAGGGGAGGCUCCUCAAGGGGAGGAGGCUCAAGGCCAUCUGCAAGUUUCUAA